GCAGCACCAAUUCAAAUUGAUUCAAGUGCUCUGACCGUACCAAAGGAUAAACUCGAUGCUGCGUUUAAAUCUUCGACUUCACCGGCAGAAAAAUUUGAAGAUGAUGCAUGGCUCUCCUCUGAUAAAACUCCUGUGCUAUUGCCCAAACCCAUUGCUAAACCUUCUUCGCAAAUGACUUUAAUGACUUUUCAAUCUUCACAAAUGGCUUUACAACCACCUAUUAAUACACAAACUCCAUCAUUACCACCGGCUCCGUUGGCAGCUGCUGUUGUUCCACUUAAUACAAUUCUUCAUCAACCACUUAUUCCGAUGAAGAAUGAAAUUCCGUCACAAUUUAGCACACUACCAAUCACCAACAUCAACAACCUGAGAAAUAACAAUCAAGGUUUAAUGGGCAAUUUACCUGUUAAUAAUUAUUCUCCGGGUAACACUUGGAAUAAUUCUGGGAUUGUACCUACGCCAUUACCGGUCGAGACACAUUCAGGGUACAGCACACUUGGUGUAACUAAUCAAUUCAACGCAAAUUUUAACACUGAAAACCAAAUCCAACCAACAUUGCUUAAUACUCCACAACUACCACCAACUACUACUCAGUCAUCAGCAUGUGACCCUAAAGUUGUUUUUGCCGCGAUGAAAACUGGACAAAUUGGUCCAAACAUCAUUCCGAAUGCUACAGAUGACAAGUAUUCGGCAUUUAAACAGGUGGAUCUCCAAGGUCCAAGUGUUUUCAAUGGACCAACACCCAAUCAACUGAGUACGAAUGGAUACAAUCUUGGUCAAAAUCCUGGUGUAUUAAAUACACCAUCGUGGAAUCAAACCGCCACAGGUGGUUUUUCUGGUAUGGGUGUUCCCCAACAAAACCCUAGUUACCCCCCCCUUGCAAAUCCCAAUGUCAAUUUUGGUUUAAACGGUCAACAACCUCCCAAUCAGCAAGGAUUUAAUAAUACUCCAGGUUAUAACAAUCUAAAUCAAAACCAUAAGUGGUAA
This is a messenger RNA of Acaulospora morrowiae, 987 nucleotides long. The record is from the annotation of a GenBank genome assembly. NCBI's taxonomy places the organism in Eukaryota, Fungi, Glomeromycota, Glomeromycetes, Diversisporales, Acaulosporaceae.